AUGGAUCCUGAUCCUGGAAAUGACUUUUCAAGCCAACGAAUACCUUCUGCACAUAUGCACACUUUCACAACAUCUCUGGAUGGCUUACAGAGACCUCCUCGAUUUUUUUUAUUUAAAAGCAGCGACAAAGAAUUGUCCGAAGUUAAAGCAUUAGCACAUUCAUUACAAUUUAAUGCUUUAACUAAUUUCUUGCUGAUAAACCCAGCAAUAUACUCAACAAUGUCACAAAUAUAUGUGCAGUUGGCAAUUGUGUUAUAG
Molecule: messenger RNA, 258 nt
Organism: Acanthoscelides obtectus
Lineage: Eukaryota; Metazoa; Arthropoda; Insecta; Coleoptera; Chrysomelidae
Source: the annotation of a GenBank genome assembly